AUGGUAAUUGCUAUUUUAAGGAUUGCUGCCAUCGUUCCGGAAUAUCCAGCUAUUCCGCAUUGCAAAUACGAACUUAUGAAGAUGUCGAUAUUAGAUAAUCCGUUCAACACUGAAUAUUUUGCUUGGCUGGAUGUUGGUCUCUUUCGAGAUUUGACCGACUACCCAUUUUACUAUUCAAUCCUCGGUAUCAACCAUUUUUUUCUUCGAAAUUUUUCAAUAAAUUUGUUGGAGGAUUUUAAAGAUUCAGAAGUAGGAUACACAGAAGUGUACGAACUGCAAAGGAACGUGGAUGCUUGCGAUGUUAUAGAGCAAAAUAUCGUCUGGGUGUGUGGUGCUUACUUCGUUGAGCAUUCAAAAGUUCUUUUAAAAUGGAUUGGUGAAUACAUGAAUGGAGUUGAAAUGAUGAUCAGAAAACACGAUUGUACAGGCACUGAUCAGCAAGUUAUCAAUUGGUUGUUCAGUAAUAAGAAGAAAUUGAACAUAACAACCAACAUUCAAACGUACACCAACGCUGGAGGAAGAAUCAGAGUCUGGUCUGUAAAGCACUACGGUCCCAAAUCAGCCUGGCUACAAGAAACCAGAAAGUCAACUUUAUCUCUUUCUUUUAAAAAAUGGUUAAGAUUUGGUUUUCGGAGUGAUUUCAAACCAAAUCUGAGGUUCUAG
Molecule: messenger RNA, 663 nt
Organism: Helobdella robusta
Lineage: Eukaryota; Metazoa; Annelida; Clitellata; Rhynchobdellida; Glossiphoniidae
Exons: 3
Coding region: 1-663 (220 amino acids)
Source: RefSeq, a predicted model, not a curated record